AUGGCGCUCGCCCUCUCGCGGUUCGGCCCCCCGUCCGUCUUCCAACUGCGCUCGCUGCGCCCCGUGUCGGCCAACAUCGUCUCGUACGGCCGCGAGACGUACUCCCGACGCUGUCCGACGCUCUACGUGCUCCGCGUGAGUCGCAGUGGGACUGCCGACUGGUACGUGGCCAAGCGCUACUCGGAGUUCCGCGCGCUGCACGAGACGCUGGGGCGCCACUUUAGUACCAGACAUAGCAGCAACAAGCGGCACGCGGGCUGCAGCGCCUGUGAGGAGCUCGGGAGCUUUUACAGCAGUGUGCGCUUCCCCGAUCGGCACAUUUUCCAGUCAGGUCUGCGCUUUUCCAAGAAGCGACUGGACGCCUCGAGGAUGGAGGAGCUCAAUGGCUACAUGCGCUUUCUCCUUGAGACGACACAGGGACUGCUGGGCGACGAAGAAGCGGGAGAGAGUUGCGACGGGACAGAGACGUUGGCUUGGGACGACAAGGAGAAAAAAGCAAAGGGGGAAGAGGACAUUCGAUGUCCAGUGCUGGACCUCAUUCGGGAGUUCUUGAUGGUGAAUGAAGACCACGUGACUGAGGCGAACGCUCGGACGUUUGAGGACGAAGAGGCGGACAGCAAUGGUCGACCAUCGUCGACCGAAGGAGGACCAGCGGCGCCAAAGCGGCAGCUGCAUCGCCUCUCUCGACGCAGCUCGUCCGUGACGAGCUUCCACGUGCGGGAGCUGGACCUUGUGUCGCCCGAGAAGAAGAAGAAGGUCUCGCCGACUACAGGUGACUCGAUGUGCAACUCGUUUGCCGAGGACUGGUGGGACCCCACGUUUGCAGACGUGUUCGACGAGACGGUGGCCCCACCCGAGAACGCGUUCAUCCAUCGCCAGGUCGAAGACGUCUCCCGCCCGCUGCGGUUGUGUGAGAGCUAUCCACGCCGCUAG
Messenger RNA from Hyaloperonospora brassicae, 933 nucleotides. The record is from the annotation of a GenBank genome assembly. Lineage: Eukaryota; Oomycota; Peronosporomycetes; Peronosporales; Peronosporaceae.